Candoia aspera is the source of this 1079-nucleotide messenger RNA. It is a transcript of the gene PSPH, whose product is annotated as phosphoserine phosphatase. Gene Ontology annotation, molecular function: magnesium ion binding; L-phosphoserine phosphatase activity. The coding region runs from base 222 to 998 and encodes 258 amino acids. The record is from RefSeq and is a predicted model, not a curated record. The transcript has 7 exons. Gene Ontology annotation, biological process: L-serine biosynthetic process; dephosphorylation. NCBI's taxonomy places the organism in Eukaryota, Metazoa, Chordata, Lepidosauria, Squamata, Candoiidae. Gene Ontology annotation, cellular component: cytoplasm.
GCUUGCUCAGCAGAAUUAAGAGGGCUGUUCAGAAAAUGUGGCUGGCUUCCAGUUCAUUUGGUGCUUUUGCAUCUAUGUGACUGAAGGACUUCUCUGAUCCUUCUCUCGUCUACACAGUCAGGAGGUAGCUGGCACUGACGUCCAAAAUUGCAACAGACACGACCAUACUAUUUCUUAAAGUCCCAGCCUCUGCGGUGCAAGAUCUUAUCCCUGACUAGGAGAUGAUCCGAAGAGGCCUGACCCAAGCCUGGAGGGGAGCCUGCCUGGAAACCCCACUGCGUGCCGCCAUGAGCUCAAUCAUAAAGGUCCCCAAAAGGAUGUCUUCUGUCAUGGAAGUGAAGGAAAUCUUCCUCAAUGCUGACGCUGUUUGCUUUGAUGUGGACAGCACGGUCAUUAGAGAAGAGGGCAUUGACGAACUGGCAAAAUUCUGUGGUGUUGGAGAUGCAGUGGCAGAAAUGACUCGCAGAGCUAUGGGAGGUUCAGUAACGUUCAAGGCAGCUUUAACUGCACGGCUAGGCCUCAUACGACCUUCCUAUGAACAAGUGCAGAAAUUAAUAUCAGAGCAUCCACCCCAGUUAACGCCAGGAAUAAGAGAACUUGUCAACCGGCUCCACCAGCGAGGUGUCCAAGUCUUCUUAAUCUCUGGAGGAUUUCAGAGCAUUGUCGAACAUGUUGCCUUGCAGCUAAACAUUCCAACAGCGAAUGUCUUUGCCAACAGAUUGAAGUUCUACUUUAAUGGAGAAUAUGCUGGUUUUGAUGAGACGCAGCCAACGGCUGAGUCAGGUGGCAAAGGACAAGUCAUCAGUUACUUGAAAGAACAGUUUCAGUUUAAGAAAGUGGUUAUGAUUGGAGAUGGAGCAACAGACAUGGAAGCCUGUCCUCCCGCAGACUGUUUCAUCGGCUUCGGAGGCAACGUUGUACGGAAACAAGUAAAGGAAAAAUCAAAGUGGUACAUCACUCAUUUUGACGAGCUGCUGAAAGAACUGGAAGAACGAUAAAUUAUUAACUAGGCUUAUUUUAUUAACACUUAUUGUAGGUAGAUUUAUAAUUAUGCAAUUACACAUAUUGUUAUUUGCAAA